Ascochyta rabiei is the source of this 1716-nucleotide messenger RNA. Its product is annotated as GABA/polyamine transporter. The transcript has 4 exons. The record is from RefSeq and is a predicted model, not a curated record. Gene Ontology annotation, molecular function: transmembrane transporter activity. Gene Ontology annotation, biological process: transmembrane transport. Lineage: Eukaryota; Fungi; Ascomycota; Dothideomycetes; Pleosporales; Didymellaceae. Gene Ontology annotation, cellular component: membrane. Bases 1 to 1716 code for a protein of 571 amino acids.
AUGUCAUCGACGCACAAGCGCGCUGUCGCCGACGAACCGGUCACGAGCGUCUUGCCUGGCGGUGAUGUGCCGUACGACGCAUCCCGUGAGUUCAAUGCGGAUGAAGAAGUGCUGGCGGCGUUGGGAUACAAGAGUGAAUUCAAGAGAGAGUUCAGUCUGUUCACGACGUUCUGCGUGAGUUUUGCAGUGCUUGGGUUGCUGCCGAGUUUCGCAAGUACACUGUACUAUGGCAUGGGAUAUGCGGGAACCGCUGGCAUGACCUGGGGGUGGAUCAUAGCCAUGAUCGGGAUUCAAUGUGUUGCAUGCAGUAUGGCAGAGUUGUGUAGCUCCAUGCCGACAAGUGGAGGACUGUACUACGCGUCCGCAGUUCUUGCGCCUUCGGGCUGGGGACCGUUCGCUGCCUGGAUUACAGGCUGGAGUAACUGGCUCUCUCAAGUUACGGCAGCGCCGUCCGUCAAUUACGGCAUCUCUGCCAUGAUCCUCGCUGCAGCCUCCAUCCGCGAUCCGACCUAUGUCCCAACAAAUUACCAGACAUUCCUUCUCACCGUCUUCAUUAUGAUUCUGCACGCCAUCAUGUCUUCUCUCCCAACACGGUGGCUCGCGCAAAUUAACUCCGGCGGUUCCAUGUUCAACUUCAUUGCCCUCGUCGUCGUCAUCAUCUUGAUUCCGGCUGGCACCGACCGCGAAGACCGCGGUCUCCCCAAGUUCACACCCUCCCGCGAAGUCUGGGGCACCAUCUACGAAGGCACAUCCUUCCCACCGGGCAUCUCCGUACUGAUGAGUUUCAUCGGUGUGAUCUGGACCAUGAGUGGCUACGAUAGCCCAUUCCAUCUCGCGGAAGAGUGUUCGAAUGCAAACCUCGCAGCACCUCGCGCCAUCGUGCUCACCUCGGCAACCGGCGGGAUAUUCGGAUGGUUCCUACAGCUUGUGGUCGCGUACACGGUCGUAGACAUCGACGGGGUAUUGAACUCGGACCUGGGACAACCUUUUGCUGCGUAUCUGAUGCAGUGCAUGAGUGAGAAGACGACGCUUGCCAUUCUCGCACUGACCAUUAUUGCGGGAUUCUCAAUGGGCCAGGGGUGCAUGAUCGCUGCAAGUCGAGUCACUUUUGCAUAUGCACGAGACGACUGCUUCCCGUUGAGCAAUGUCUGGAGACAGGUCAACAAGCACACGCAGACACCGGUCAACGCUGUUUGGCUCAACUGCGCGGUCGGCAUUGCUUGCCUGCUGCUCAUCUUUGGGGGCGAGCUUGCGAUAGGCGCUUUGUUUUCGAUUGGUGCGAUAGCAGCUUUUGUUGCAUUCACAAUUCCAAUCUUCAUCCGCGUCUUCUUCGUCGGCAGCCGUUUCCGCCCAGGCCCGUGGAACCUCGGACGCUUCUCGAUCCCCACGGGCACCGUCGCCUCCGCGUUCGUCAUCCUGAUGGUGCCUGUUCUAUGCUUCCCCAGCGUUACAGGCGCAGAUCUAACAGUGGAUGUGAUGAACUGGACAGUCGUCGUGUACGGAGUGCCCAUGUUGCUGGUGUGUAUAUGGUGGGUUGUGUCGGCGCGGAGGUGGUUCAAGGGGCCGAAGGUCAACGUGGCACACAUGAUGCACGGCGAGGAGCAGGAGAUUCUCGAAGGUCAGAACGUGCGGCGGUCGAUUACUUCCGAGUCGGGCAGCGGGAUGCCGGAGAAGCUGCAAAAGGUAGCGUCUCCUCCAUCACGACACGGGGAAUAA